AUGGCGGCCGCAGGUGGGCCGGGCAUGCCCCCGGGCUUCACGGGCAUCCUGGGCCUCGCCGCGGGCGGCGGCGCUGCGGGGCAGAGUGCCCCAAGCGUCGUGCUGGCGUGGGCCUCGAACCCGAUGCUGGUGAAGGAGGCGGUGAUUCAGUUGCGGCAGCAGUUCGAGGAGGACGCGUCGGAGAGGCCCGCCUGGACGUAUCCGGACGACGCCGCGGCCGCGGGCAUCGGCGUCCAGGAGGGCCCCAACUACUACCGGGUCCUGGAGGUCGAGCGGGGUGGCGACGACGCCGCGAUUAAGAAGAGUUACAGGAAGCUCGUACUGCAGUGGCACCCCGACAAGCACCCUGCGAACCGCGAGGAGGCCGACGAGAAGAUCAGGGCCAUCAACGCGGCGUACGAGACGCUCGGGAACCCCGUGAAGCGCGCAGGCUACGACCAGAUGCUGGAGGCGGUCGAGCGCAAGAAGAGAGGCGCCCGGCUGGACACGAGCUUCAUCAAGCCGCGCAUGAGCAUCCCGAAGGAGUUCUUCCUCUGCCCGCUGGGGCACCCGGACAAGUUCGUCCGGGCGGUCGGCUCCGAAUUGCUGGUGCAGUCGCGCGAGGACGUGAGCCUGAACUUCCACGAGUUCUUCGGCGCCGCGAAGUUCACGCUCUGGUGGCUGCCGGAGGUGAACAACAUGUGCCGCAUCCGCACCGCCGAGUCGGCGCAAGCGGGCGUGGAGGGGGGCAACGUGCUCAACUUUCUCAUGGAGGGCACGCCCACGGGGAGGAAAUCCGAGCCCCAGAAGGACGCGGACACCACGGCUGCGUGGGCCCGAAAGACCACUCCCGAGGAGAAGGUGCCCCCUCGGAUCAAGGACUCUGAUGGCACCGUCUGGUUGCCAGGCGGCCACGUCAUCGCCCACGACCCGAUCGCGUGCCACUAUUGUAAGGAUGGGUACGGUUUGAUCGCCAACUUCGUCCAGGUUUACGACUAUGGUGGCGCCCCCGCUUUCAGCAGGUCGGCUCGUUCCUCGCGCACGAGUGCGUUACUUACCAAGGCCAUGUGCGGCGAGCACAGGCAGACGCUCGUCAACAGGAUCCUCGAUCCCACGAUCCCUUGCCACAUGACGGAGGCUCAGGGCGCCACCAAGUUCGAGGACGAGAGCGCUAUUCAGUUUCGCUCGGACGCGCCCGUGCGCUCGCGGGAUGACUGGGAGCCAGCCGUUGAGGUCAUGCAGCUGCUAGACCCGCCCGCGCCUCCGCCGGCUGCGCUCCCCAGCCUGGGCGACGCCUUCGGGGAGGUACUGGCGGCGGGCUGGAAGCUCGCAGUGGUCGAGCUUACGGCGAAGAAGGCGGCCAACGCGACCAGCUACAACGCAGAAGACAGCGGUGGCACCAGCGGGGACCUUGGAGACAGAGCGUGCGAGAAGUGCGAGGCGAAGACAGAGCUUAAUUCGAACCGCUACAGUGCGGCAGCUAAGGCAUGCACCAGCACGGCGAUGUGGCGAGCGCGAGCCGAGAUCUCCCGCAAGUUGCUGGACCCGAGCAGGUGCCAGCGCGAACAGGAGGAUGAGGCGAAACCGAAGCCCGACGUCGACAGCUACAACGUGGAGAAAGGUAGCCAAUGGGAGGCGCAGGGCAUCCAUGGAGAGCGGGGGCCCCUCUCAGAGGAGGACCAGAAGAAGACCGAGACCAGAUACCAGAAGUACGCCAUCACGCGCAGCAGGAAGUUCAGCCCCUUCACCCUGCUGGGCUCGAACGGUAGGCCCACGUGGCCACUCAGGCCAGACUUCGCGAAUAUGGUCCUGAGGGGCACGCAGGGCAAGAUACGCGUCCAGAUAUGGCGCGCAGGGAAUCGGCUGGCGGAUUGCGCGCACGUUUCACUCGUAUCUUUCGUGUCCCAAGGAACGUGCAUUUAA
Prorocentrum cordatum is the source of this 1902-nucleotide messenger RNA. NCBI's taxonomy places the organism in Eukaryota, Dinophyceae, Prorocentrales, Prorocentraceae. The record is from the annotation of a GenBank genome assembly.